Monomorium pharaonis (pharaoh ant) is the source of this 534-nucleotide messenger RNA. RefSeq lists its product as uncharacterized. The record is from RefSeq and is a predicted model, not a curated record. Gene Ontology annotation, molecular function: nucleic acid binding. NCBI's taxonomy places the organism in Eukaryota, Metazoa, Arthropoda, Insecta, Hymenoptera, Formicidae. The coding region runs from base 1 to 534 and encodes 177 amino acids. The transcript has a single exon.
AUGUAUUUUGAUAACGGAACAACGUUUGUCGGAGUUGAUCGCGAGAUGACCAAAGCGGCUGUGCGCGAUCCUAAUUUUUUAAAUUUAACCGCAUCCGAUAAUGUGACGUGGAACUUCAUUCCACCGUCUGCUUCGCACUUCGGCGGCUUGUGGAAGGCCGGCGUACGAAGUGUUAAAACCCAUUUGCGUCGCGUAUUAGGUACUCAUAAGCUCACCUUCGAGGAAUUCACAACUUUGUUAUGCAGGAUCGAAGCCUGCUUAAAUUCACGCCCGAUCGCGCCUCUCUCGAACACGCUAAACGAUUACGAAUGUUUAACUCCGGGUCAUUUUUUGGUCGGAUCCGCUCUUAUUGUAAAUCCGGAACCAUCGCUUCUUCAACUCAACGAGAACCGCCUUUCGCGAUGGCAACUCGUGCUACACAUCACCGAGCGAUUCUGGAAAUUAUGGUAUAACGAUUACGUUACCACCUUACAACAACAAACAAAAUGGCGACAAGUCAAACCGCAAAUUCAGGUCGGUCAACUCGUUCUCUGA